This is a messenger RNA of Dendronephthya gigantea, 5823 nucleotides long. Its product is annotated as multiple PDZ domain protein-like. The transcript has 37 exons. The record is from RefSeq and is a predicted model, not a curated record. Gene Ontology annotation, molecular function: protein binding. NCBI's taxonomy places the organism in Eukaryota, Metazoa, Cnidaria, Anthozoa, Malacalcyonacea, Nephtheidae. Bases 214 to 5502 code for a protein of 1762 amino acids.
AAGAUUUUCAUAACAAUCAUCAUUACAAAAAUGUAUUUGUUUAUAUUUUAAAGCAUGUUUCAUAUUUCACCAAGACUUUUACUUCUCGAAAGAGGAUGAGUUGAGCUGGUAAAAAAUAAUAUUUUGUUUAAAAGUUAUCAGUAAUAGUGUGAGAAAUUGAAGAAAGACUUGGGGCUGAUUAGAGGUUGGCUUAUUUGAAUACUACACUCAAAUAUGUCAACUUUGGAAGAGGCGGCUCGUGCAAUGCAAUCAUUGGAAAAUAUACACAGCCGCCUUCAACAACAAGGAACAAAUGUUUAUGAUGAAGAUAUUAUGCGUCUGAAGCAUGUUUUAAAUAGUCCUCUACUUAGACAACUUUUAGCAAUUCAAGCAUCAUGUAGUGAGUUGAACAAAAUGCUUGCUAAUGCAAAGGGAGACACCAUAAAUGAUUUUGAGUUUUCACAAGAUGGAGAACUUGUCCCUGUUCCAAGUAGACAAUUACGAUUGGAGAAAAAUCAAACUCAUGCACGUUUACAACGUAAUGUAAAAGCUUCUGGUGGCAACAUAAGCCGAACAUUUCCAGAUGAGCUGGUUAAUGACCAUGAUGAUGAUUAUAAUGAUUAUGAUUAUGAUGAUAAUGAUAGAGAAUUAUAUGAACGGCUUGGGCCAGUUGCUCAAGGUCGGGAUAUGGAAACUAUCAUUUUGUCAAAGCCUGAAAAAGGUGGUUUAGGAUUUAGUGUGGUUGGGUUAAAAAGUCAGAAUAAAGGAGAACUGGGAAUUUUCAUUCAAGAUGUACAGGAAGAUGGUAUUGCUGCAAGAGAUGGCCGUUUACAGGAAGGCGACCAGAUUCUCGCGAUCAACAAGAAAGUCUUGGAUAGUGGUCUGACACAUCAUGAAGCAAUCGCUAUUUUACAACAAAGUAAAGGUGAUAUUGAACUUGUGGUUGCUAAGGGUGUCCCUGGUUCGUUGUCAAGAAGUUCUUCUUUGGCUAGCUCAUCGCUCUCAAGAUCAUCGUCAGCCGUCAGUAAUGCUUCGCAAAGUUCUGUAGCAAUACCUGCUGGAGAUGGUGUUCAUGUCCGUCACAUUGAAAAUAUUGAACUUCCAAAUGAUGGAGGAGGACUUGGUUUUGGUAUUGUUGGCAGCCGCAACGCAGGAGUUGUUAUUAAAACGAUUCUUGCUGGAGGAGUUGCAGAUAAGGACGGGCGGUUGCAAAAUGGUGACCAUAUCAUGCAGAUUGACGACACAAAUGUUGGAACGAUGACGAGUGAGGAAGUCGCCCAGGUCCUUCGUAGAGCUGGGAACCCUGUACGCAUGGUUAUUGCUCGGGUUAUCACAGAUAAUUCAGGCGAAUUACCACCCCGGAAACCUGUGGAAGUGGGCAAAGCAGACAUUUUUGAAGUGGAACUUUCUAAAGGAAACAGAGGUCUUGGAAUAACUAUUGCUGGUUACGUUAGCGAGCAAAAUGAAGAACAAUUAUCUGGAAUCUUUAUACGAAGCAUCAGCGAAGAUAGUGCCGCAGAGAGAUGUGGAAAAAUUCAAGUUAACGAUCAAAUUAUUGAGGUUGAUGGGGUGAAUCUUGAAAACAAAACAAAUCUUGAAGCUGUGGAAGUAUUAAAGAAAACUGGAUCAGUUGUAAAAAUGAAACUGGCUCGCUCUAAGGAUGCAGAUGUACCCAAAAGAAAAACAUCCUCAGAAAACAUUAUCCAAACUCCAGCUCUUGAAAAUGAGCAUAGCACUGAUGAUGAAGUUGAUAAAUUUGAUGGUCCAGUUCGUCGUGAGGUUGUCAGAGAAGCUAAGGAAAAGUAUCAAAGCAUUGUUGGGGAAGAAGCUGAGAUUGUGGUUGUUCAGUUGCCGAAAUUCUCACCGAACGGUGGACUAGGUCUAAGUUUAGAGGGAUUUACUCGAGAGGGGCUUCAACAACAUCGAAUUCACACAGUUAAUCCAACUGGGCCUGUCGGAGUACACGGUGUUAUAAGGAAAGGUGAUUACUUGAUAGAGAUAAAUGGUACAAAUGUUUUGGAGUUAUCCCACAACGAAGUGGUUUCUCUGAUUCAAGGAUUGCCUCUUAACUUCCGUCUUGUUGUGGCUCGAAGAAAAGACGUAGAGGAAAAUGAGGGCGACGACGUUGUUACCAUUGGUGAAGAUAUUAAACAUACAGAUGAAAAUUUAAACAGUAAAUCUACAGCAUCCAUGUGGGCAUCUGACGUUGAAUAUGUUGAGCUGGAAAAAGGGGAGAAGGGACUUGGUUUUAGCAUCCUUGAUUAUCAGGACCCUGUUCUUCCUGAUGAAACCGUUAUCGUAAUACGUAGUUUGGUUCCAGACGGAGCUGCCGAGCAAGAUGGCCGACUGCAUCCAGGACACAGAUUAAUGUCCGUGAAUGAUACCAACCUGGAACAUGCUACGCUUGAUAUUGCUGUACAGACUUUGAAGUCGACAGAAAGAGGUGUUGUUCGUAUUGGUGUUGCUAAACCGCUUUCAUUGUUUGAGGAUCCUGGUAUUGCAGGUGAAGGAGAGAAAAAAGAAUUAUUUAAUGGUGCUGAUCAAGAAUACGAAAAAGGGUCAGAUGAUGAACAGUUUAUCUCUCCUCAUCCACUUCCAUUCAAUAUUGACGACUUGCCCGUGAUUUCACCCGUAAGAGAUCAUCUCGAAACUAUACGAAUCAAGAGAAAGGUCGUAGGAAAGUUGGGAAUUUCACUGAGAAGUGACCGAGAUCAAAGUGGAUGUGAAGUAAAGGAAGUAUUGCCUGGUGGCGCCGUAGAUCUUGACGGUCGUAUCAAAGUUGGCGAUCAUAUCCUCAGUCUGAAUGAUCAAAGUUUUGUUGGAUUAAAUCAUCAACAAGUCAAAGCUGUGCUGAGAAAACAAGCUUUAUUUAAGGAUAUAUGCUUCGUUGCAAUAAAAAAGCAAUUUCUUCCAUCAAGACUCGGAUCUAGAAGUGGUGAAGAUAGUUUAGCCUCUUCGACCCAAUCCCUUGUCACAGACACCGAGACUCCGCGAUAUGACACAGGCAGCAUCGAAAAUAUCAGUGAACCUAAAGCAGAGCCAGUUCUAACUGGUCACGAUGAUACUGAGACCGGAGAAUAUUCAAACAUUCUUGAUGUAUACAUUACUCGUAAUCCCGGUCAGAGUCUGGGUAUUAGUAUUGUUGGCGGGAACGAGGAAGCUCUAAGUAAAGGAAUUAUUGGUAUAUUUGUAAGAACCAUAGUUGAAGGAAGUCCUGCGGGUAGCGAGAAUGGAUUGAAAGUGAAUGAUCGUAUCCUUGAGCUCAAUGACCAAGACUUACGCGAUGCGUCACAUGACGUGGCAGUCGAGGCAAUACGUAAUGCAACAUCGCCAAUGAAGUUUGUUAUUGAGAGACUUGAAGAACAGAUUCUAUCGCCAUCAUUGCAGGGUUCCUCGACAUUUGACUGGGAGGGGGAGGGCAGGAGAACAUUUUCUGUCCACGAUGACAACGAUGCUACUAUACAAGAUGAUACACUGGAGAAACAGAUUCAGGCUUCAGGAGGAAAUAUCGUAGAAAGCUCCUUCUUGAAAGAUAAUGAAAAAGAUGAAAUAGAUGUUCUUCGAGAGAAAUAUCCUGAUGUUGCCGGGGAAGUUUAUACCGUGGAUCUUGUCAAAGGCGAACUUGGAUUAGGCCUAAGUAUCGCAGGCGGUCGAGGUGCGACAACGAACCGAAUAUUCGUUGUUGAUGUCAAACCCAAUGGCGCCGCUUUUCACGACGGUAAAAUUAAGCCAAUGGAUGAAAUCUUAGAAGUCAAUCACGUGACAAUUCGCGGAAUAUCACAUCACGAUGCUUCGGCAAUAUUACGUAAUACUCCAACUCACGUUCAUCUGGCUCUCGGGAGAACCAAGGAAGGUGAAGGUUAUCUUAAACGGCGAAGUGCUGCGUCACGUGGUUCACGUGACUCCAACCUCAACUUAGAACGCGCACCUUCGCCCUCUUCAGAACAAUAUUCAUCAAAUGCGUCGCUGAAUAAGCUAGCCCCGAGUCCCCUGCUGGUUGAUGAGAAUCAAUCGCAACGCGAUAGCCCGGUGCCACAAGUGGUCACUCAAGAGCAUACCGAACCACCACAGCAAACUGUUGUCUCUUUACUCAAGGGCAGUAGCGGUCUUGGUUUUGCUAUUGGUGAAGGGCCAAGUCAUCGAUUUGGUGAACAAGGAAUAUGUAUCAGAAGUAUUACACCCGGUGGUGUAGCUGAACAGGAUGGAAAUUUAAAAGUCGGUGACGAAUUGUUGGCAAUCAAUGGAGAAUCGAUUGUAGGAUGCACACAUCUUGAGGUUGCUCGUAUACUCAAAGUGUGUACAGGUCAAAUAGAAUUAACUACAGUCAGGCCCCAAGUUGAUGUUCAGAGAGAAAACCUCGUUCAGAGCAAACCAGAUGACGUCGGCACAAAUCCUCCAAUGGGAACGCGGGAUUCUAGCAGGCAUUCCUCCAUGGAAAAUUUAGAUGCUCCGGUGUCUAUAAUAUCCGCAGGAAAUCCUCAGACUGCACCGAUCAUUACUGGUCAAGAAUGUGAAUUAGAGAUCCAUAAAGGGGAUGUUGGACUGGGUCUGAGUAUCGUUGGUGGAAGUGAUACCGUACUGGGUUCAAUUUUAAUUCAUGAAGUAUACGACGAUGGUGCAGCUGCACGAGAUGGACGGCUUUGGGCUGGUGAUCAGAUUUUAGAGGUGAACAAUGCUGAUCUCCGGAAAGCAACACAUGAUCAGGCUAUGGAAGUAUUGAGAAGUACGUCAUCAGUCGUAAGACUGCUUGUUAUUAGAUCUGAGGCACAGUUCAGGGAUGAAGAUGCUUUUGACCAUUUUGUUGUGGAGUUACAAAAGUUCCCUGGCCAAGGACUGGGACUAAGUAUCGUUGGAAGAAGAAACGACACUGGAGUCUUUAUAUCUGACGUGGUGAGUGGAGGUAUAGCUUUUCGUGAUGGUCGUCUUAUGCCCGGGGAUCAAAUACUCAGUGUUAACAAUGAGGAUAUGAGAAAUACAACACAAGAUUAUGCAGCCCAGAUAUUAAAGCGAACGAUUGGUCGUGUGAAAAUCAGUGUUGCACGAUUGAAACCAAAUUCUCGCACAUCCUCGCCUCGUGCUUCAAUAGAAAGCUCGAGUUUAUAUAGUUUCCCAAUGCAACCAGCAAGAAGUAAUCUAAGUCUUCCACCAUCCAGUCCUUUUGAUUCAGAGAUGUAUCAACCAGUCAUGGGUCCACCGCCUUCAUAUGUUGAGAAAGCCAAUGGUGGUAGGCAAGAAAAUAGGCGCCCUCAAACGGAAAUAAUAGAUUUAGAACGAGGUCCCGAGGGACUGGGUUUCAGUAUUGUUGGAGGUCAUGGUAGUCCACAUGGCGAUCUGCCAAUCUACGUCAAAACUGUCUUUCCACAGGGCGCAGCGGCGCGUGAUGGCCGACUAAAGCGAGGAGAUCAGAUUAUUGCAGUGAAUAGUCAAAGUUUGGAAGGAGUGACACACGAAGCCGCGGUUGCCAUAUUAAAGAAGACUAGGGGAAGUAUUAGACUUGUUAUUAUCCCUCAAGUUGUUUCAUGAUCAAUAAACUAUGAUAUUUUCUAUUCACAUAUGCAUAUAUAAAACACACAAUAUUUCAUUAACUAUAUCCACGUGAGAGAUUCAGAUUUGAAGAAGGCUCGAAGAGAUUGAAGGUGCAUGGUUUUAUUCUGACGAAAGUUUCUCUAAGUAUACGGUUUUCACUAUUUAGAACGUUUUUUCCUGAAUUUUAUUCUUUAACCUACCUCCUGGACUGAACGAACAUAUUUUAUAUAUUUUGAUAUUAUUAUACUAAUUAUAUCUUCUUUCUACCAAUAUAUUCAUUACAUUACAAGGGUGAUAGGGUGUGAUAUUUGUAAACAA